Messenger RNA from Trachemys scripta elegans, 1375 nucleotides. RefSeq names its product ATPase H+ transporting V0 subunit c (gene ATP6V0C). The transcript has 3 exons. Gene Ontology annotation, cellular component: proton-transporting V-type ATPase, V0 domain. The record is from RefSeq and is a predicted model, not a curated record. Gene Ontology annotation, molecular function: proton-transporting ATPase activity, rotational mechanism. The coding region runs from base 275 to 736 and encodes 153 amino acids. NCBI's taxonomy places the organism in Eukaryota, Metazoa, Chordata, Testudines, Emydidae. Gene Ontology annotation, biological process: proton transmembrane transport.
GACCGGUCGGCGGCAGCCAUUUUGUCCUGCGGUGGUUGGGUAUUUAGAGCGCAGUGUCCGUAGGCAGCGCACGUCAGUAGGCACCCAGCCGAGUGCCUGUGCUGCCACCGCUUCCUGCAUCCGACCCCUUCAGCUCGGCUUGUGCCCCGACCCCGUCCCAAAGCGGCCUCCGCAGUUUUGGCGCUGAGUAUUGUCUGUGGAGCCGGAGCCCCGAGGCAGAAGGAGACCGUCAGCUCCCCGCAGCCCGCAAGCACCGGCCCAGCACCGCCCAGCCAUGUCCGAAGACGCUCCCGCGUACGCCUCCUUCUUCGCCGUGAUGGGCGCCUCUGCCGCAAUGGUCUUCAGCGCUUUGGGAGCUGCUUAUGGAACAGCAAAGAGUGGCACAGGUAUUGCAGCCAUGUCUGUCAUGAGGCCUGAACUGAUCAUGAAGUCAAUCAUCCCUGUUGUCAUGGCGGGUAUUAUAGCUAUCUAUGGCCUGGUAGUGGCAGUCCUUAUUGCCAACUCCCUUGCACCUGGCAUCACACUAUUCAAGAGCUUCCUUCAGCUGGGUGCUGGCUUGAGUGUGGGCCUCAGUGGUCUGGCUGCUGGCUUUGCCAUUGGCAUUGUGGGUGAUGCAGGCGUACGGGGGACAGCGCAGCAGCCCAGGUUAUUCGUGGGAAUGAUCCUGAUCUUGAUCUUCGCUGAAGUCUUGGGUCUCUAUGGCCUCAUUGUUGCCCUGAUCCUUUCCACAAAGUAAACACCACAGAGUAUGAUGUAAAGAAUUAAACAAACAAACCCACAUUUAAAACAAACAAGCUCCAGAAUGAAAAUGGUCUCUCAACAAUGUGUACAGUUGUCUUAAUUUGGUAGUGGAUCUCUUGUAAAUGCGCAAUGAAUGUUAGUGACUUGUCUGUCCUGUGUAUACUUCAAUAUUAAACUGGAUGGGCUGCCCAAAACCUGCUUCAGGGUUUGGCAUGGCCUGUGUGCAACUUUCCACCCAUUUGCCAUUUAGAGUACUUUUAUGUAUAAAUAGGAACUAGAAAUGUAAUUUUUUUCUCUUCACUGGAUGUUUAUUUAUGAAAGACUUGACAUGUUCAUACAUUAUGGAGCAAGAAUUUUCAAUUUCCCAUGCUAUAUAAAUCAUAUAUGUAGAUUAUUGCACUGUGGGGUUAAUUGUAAGUGCAGAGAAUUCCUUGGAUGUAACUCAAUUCUAAAGAUUGCUAUAGUGUCCUGGUAUUGGAGUGUGAGAAUUGUUUUGUCUUUUACUUAUACAGCAAAUGUCCAACACUCCCAUGUUUCCAGUAGUAAAAUUUAUGCUCUGGCAUCAGUCGUGCACCCAGUGUUGGAUUUUGCAGUUAUACAAUGUUUCCAAAUAAAAACUUCCUCCACUACACUA